AUGCCGAUCGAGAUUGUGUGCAAAAUCAAAUUUGCAGAGGAGGAUGCGAAACCCAAGGAGAAGGAGGCAGGGGAUGAGCAGAGCCUCCUGGGGGCUGCUCAGGGGGCAGCAGCCCCCCGGGACCUGGCCACCUUUGCCAGCACCAGCACUCUGCAUGGGCUGGGCCGGGCCUGUGGGCCAGGCCCCCAUGGACUGCGGAGAACCCUCUGGGCACUGGCCCUCCUCACCUCUCUGGCUGCCUUCCUGUACCAGGCAGCCGGCCUGGCCCGGGGCUACCUGACCCGGCCUCACCUGGUGGUGAUGGACCCCGCUGCCCCAGCCCCGGUGGCCGGCUUCCCCGCCGUCACCCUCUGCAACAUCAACCGCUUCCGGCAUUCGGCCCUCAGCGACGCCGACAUCUUCCACCUGGCCAACCUGACCGGGCUGCCCCCCAAAGACCGGGACGGGCACCGUGCCGCCGGCCUGCGCUACCCGGAGCCCGACAUGGUAGACAUCCUCAACCGCACUGGCCACCAGCUCGCCGACAUGCUCAAGAGCUGCAACUUCAGCGGGCACCACUGCUCUGCCAGCAACUUCUCCGUGGUCUAUACUCGCUAUGGAAAGUGUUAUACCUUCAACGCGGAUCCACAGAGCUCGCUGCCCAGCCGGGCGGGGGGCAUGGGCAGCGGCCUGGAGAUCAUGUUGGACAUUCAGCAGGAGGAGUACCUGCCCAUCUGGAGAGAGACAAAUGAGACAUCGUUUGAAGCGGGCAUCCGAGUACAGAUCCACAGCCAGGAAGAGCCACCCUACAUCCACCAGCUGGGCUUUGGCGUGUCCCCAGGCUUCCAGACCUUUGUGUCCUGCCAGGAACAGCGGCUGACUUACCUGCCCCAGCCCUGGGGCAACUGCCGAGCGGAGAGUGGGCUCAGGGAGCCUGAGCUUCAGGGCUACUCAGCCUACAGUGUGUCUGCCUGCCGGCUGCGCUGUGAAAAGGAGGCCGUGCUUCAGCGCUGCCACUGCCGGAUGGUGCACAUGCCAGGCAAUGAGACCAUCUGCCCGCCAAAUAUCUACAUCGAGUGUGCCGACCACACACUGGACUCCCUGGGUGGGGGCUCCGGAGGCCCGUGUUUCUGUCCUACCCCCUGCAACCUGACCCGCUACGGGAAAGAGAUCUCCAUGGUUAGGAUCCCCAACAGGGGCUCGGCCCGGUACCUGGCAAGAAAAUACAAUCGCAACGAGACCUACAUACGAGAGAACUUCCUGGUUCUCGAUGUCUUUUUUGAAGCCCUGACCUCUGAGGCCAUGGAGCAGCGAGCAGCCUACGGCCUGUCAGCCCUGCUGGGAGACCUCGGGGGACAGAUGGGACUGUUCAUUGGGGCCAGCAUCCUCACGUUGCUGGAGAUCCUCGACUACAUCUAUGAGGUGUCCUGGGACCGACUGAAGCGGGCGUGGCGUCGCCCCAAGACCCCCCUCCGGACCUCUACUGGGGGCAUCUCCACUUUGGGGCUUCAGGAGCUGAAGGAGCAGAGUCCCUGCCCAAGCCGGGGCCGUGCUGAAGGCGGGGGUGCCAGCAGCCUGCUCCCCAACCACCACCACCCCCACGGCCCCCCAGGAAGCCUCUUUGAAGACUUCGCUUGCUAG
This is a messenger RNA of Budorcas taxicolor (takin), 1620 nucleotides long. It is a transcript of the gene ASIC4, whose product is annotated as acid sensing ion channel subunit family member 4. Gene Ontology annotation, biological process: sodium ion transmembrane transport. Gene Ontology annotation, cellular component: membrane. The coding region runs from base 1 to 1620 and encodes 539 amino acids. The record is from RefSeq and is a predicted model, not a curated record. Lineage: Eukaryota; Metazoa; Chordata; Mammalia; Artiodactyla; Bovidae. The transcript is spliced from 10 exons. Gene Ontology annotation, molecular function: ligand-gated sodium channel activity.